Polyodon spathula (Mississippi paddlefish) is the source of this 1528-nucleotide messenger RNA. RefSeq names its product peptidyl-prolyl cis-trans isomerase FKBP8-like. The record is from RefSeq and is a predicted model, not a curated record. The transcript is spliced from 9 exons. Bases 95 to 1405 code for a protein of 436 amino acids. Lineage: Eukaryota; Metazoa; Chordata; Actinopteri; Acipenseriformes; Polyodontidae. Gene Ontology annotation, molecular function: protein binding; peptidyl-prolyl cis-trans isomerase activity.
GAAGUCAUUGAACAGCGGCAGGAAAAGACCCAUGCAGCGCUGGGACUGGCAGCAUACCUGGCUUACAGGAGUAGCUAUUGGGCUUGGCUGGUAGAUGAACUGCUCAUUUAUUAAAGCCAGGAUGGCUGCUACAGAAGGGAAGCCUGUCAGCAGUUCAGCCGGUAUCCUUGCAGACUCCCCAGACUCCAGCGUCCUGGGAGAGCCACAGACCCUGCCCCCCGUGGACCACGCCUCCUUCCUGGAGAGCGGGGAGGACUUUGAGAUGCUGGACCAGGAGGAGGACGAUGAUGACGAUGACGUCAGUGACCUUCCUCCUUUGGAAGACGCCGGAAACAAGGAGAAGGAAGAGAAGCCGGAUGAGACCGGGAGCUCCAGGAGCCGGGACACCCAGAGCGGUGACCCCGACCGGGGCAGAGAGAGGGCAGAGGAGUGGCUGGAAGUGCUAGGGAACGGGAUGCUGAAGAUGAAAACCUUGGUCGCAGGCAAGGGAGAGGACACCCGUCCCAAGAAAGGACAAGAUGUCAGAGUGCACCUGAGGACCAUGCUGGAAGACGGGACCACGGUGGAGGAGGAGCCAAGCCUCUCUUUCACAUUGGGGGACGGUGAUGUCAUCCAGGCCCUGGAUAUCUGUGUGCAUUUAAUGGAGCUGGAAGAGAAAGCCCUCAUCUACACUGACUCAAAAUACGCUUACGCAAGCCUGGGGUGUCCCAGCCUCGCCGUUCCCCCGAACGCCAGCCUGUCCCUGGAGGUGCAGCUGCUGGAGGUGAAGCCCGCUCCCGACCUGGAGCUCCUACUCCCCCGGGAGAAGAUGGAGCUGGCCAGCAGGAAGAGGGAGCGGGGCAACGUGUAUUACCAGCGGGGCGAGUUCGUCUACGCCAUCACCUCCUAUGGCAUUGCCUUGCAGGUGGCAGAGUCCAGCUCCAAAGUGGACAGCACACUGGACGAGGACGCAGCGCUCCUGGAUGUCAAGGUGAAGUGUCUGAACAACAUGGCCGCGGCCCAGAUGAAGCUGGAGCACUACGAGGCGGCUCUGAAGUCCUGCACCAGCGUCCUGGGCCACCAGCCAGACAACGUGAAGGCUCUCUUCAGGAAGGGCAAGGUCCUGGCUCUGCAGGGGGAAUACUCUGAAGCUAUCGGGUUUCUGAAGAAGGCGCUGAAGCUGGAGCCUUCCAACAAGACCAUCCACGCAGAGCUGUCCAAGGUGAUGAAGAAGCUCCUGGAGCAGAGAGGUGUGGAGCAGGCCAUGUGCAAGAAGAUGCUGGGGAACCCGAGCGGGAGCAGCAGCAUCGGGCACGAGCAGAGAGCCAGGGCGUCCUGGAGCUUCAGCUGGAAGUGGCUGUUCGGCGCGGCAGCCGUAGCGAUCGGGGGCGUGGCCUUGUCCGUUGUCAUCGCGGCCCGGAACUGAAGAGUCCAGCGGCGUUGCGAAGGAGGGGGAGGAGUCUUGACACAGUGGGAGAACCGCGCCGCGCUCCAAUCACAGGGCAACAGCCAUCGCAGCGAUGAACACGCAGGGGCCCACAAAAUGCAA